Messenger RNA from Protopolystoma xenopodis, 417 nucleotides. Lineage: Eukaryota; Metazoa; Platyhelminthes; Monogenea; Polystomatidea; Polystomatidae. The record is from the annotation of a GenBank genome assembly.
AUGUCUUAUAGUCGUGCAUUAAACGUUCCAGCUCCAACUUGGUCCGUUUACUCUUCCCUUCAGACAGACUUUGCCAGCAAUCUUGUUGGUGACGGACUUAACCACAAUCAGGUAUCCGGAAUAGUCGCCGUCGUCUUUAUCCUCCUGCUGGCAACUUGUGUGACCGCCGCGCUUCUUGUAUGGUGGCAUCUCCAGCAUCGCAGAUUCCCACCCAUCGUUCCUAUGACUGCUGGACACACCAACCUGCGAACCUUCCACGACAUGGGCAGGUCAGCCGGCCUGGUUGACGAGGUGGGAGUUGAGGUGCGCUCCGAUGCCGACGUUCGUCGGGUCGCACCUCAGGUUGGACGCCAGCAGAUGAGGCGAGCGAUGGCCGGGGCCGAGAGGGCAUCGCUAUUGAAAGGACAACUGACAUGA